Molecule: messenger RNA, 628 nt
Organism: Magnolia sinica
Lineage: Eukaryota; Viridiplantae; Streptophyta; Magnoliopsida; Magnoliales; Magnoliaceae
Product: large ribosomal subunit protein eL28z-like
Exons: 4
Coding region: 172-507 (111 amino acids)
Biological process (GO): translation
Cellular component (GO): ribosome; cytosolic large ribosomal subunit
Molecular function (GO): structural constituent of ribosome
Source: RefSeq, a predicted model, not a curated record
UAUUAAGACUGUUCGUUCUUUUCUCUGUGUUCUUUGUGUGUGCGCACACGCACAUGUCUAAUUCCAUACGUGGGUGGAUUUUUGUGUGCGUUCUGUAUUUGUUAUCCACUAUGUCUGACUGAGCAUUUAUUGAAUGUUUAGAAUGCAAAAUUGAAGGGGACUAAUGGUACUAUGAAAGAAAGUUCCAAGAACAUCAACAUAGCCAUCAUUGUUUGUCUUUGUGGUAUUGCAGGUCUGGCAAACAAGAAGACUGUGUUGAUUCAGCCAGUAGGGAAAGAUCUUUCUGUUGUGCUUGCAACGACAAAGACAAAGAACCAAAACCGUCCUGCAAAUCUGUACCAUAGGUUAGUCAUGAAGAAGGAAUUCCGACAAAUGGCAAAGGCUGUUGUUAACCAGACUGGAGAUUUAUGGUUUGAGGGUCGUGAGCGCAUUCGUCACACACGAGACUGGCUCUUACAACUUAAGGAGGUUGUAGAUGUUCCUGAAGAUAUCUUGAAAAUCAAAUAAGAGAUUGAGUCUGAACUUUUUGGGGAUGAUCAGAGUACAAGCAAUUUAAGGACUUCCUCUUCUUUGCAAGGACUCGCUAGAGUAUGUUUCUAAAAUUGUGGAUGUUCUUGGACAACUCCUC